AUGGGGGAGGAGUCACCAACUGCGGGCACGCUGCCGCAAUGCGACGACGCAUCCCCCACGGACCAGUGGCUUCAGGAUCUUGUGAACGACUGCGAAGCGCAGAUGGGAACUGGGAGCUGGCUCCCAUGGCUGCGUUCGCGCUUGGGCUUCGGCCUCUCGCCGAAGUGGCAAGAUUUACCUGAAAGCGACGAGCCGGAGGUCGUGUCCUGCCCCCUUCUGGCUCCGUGCCCGCUGCUCGAAGUCGGGCAAGAGGAUGCGCAAGAGUGCUCCUUCCUCCUGCAGGGGAAGGUGGGCCCCGAUGGGGAGCGGCCGCGAUGUGCCCUGGUGACCCUGGACCUACGGCGGGGCAGCUCGUUGAGGCGAGUGCAGGAUCUUGUGGGUGAGAGCAGCCUCUCUUGCCCCUACUGCCAGGAGCAGCUGGAGACCCACUGCGCCUCCUUCCUGCGCGCGGGGCAGCGCCUUGUCCUCUUCUUCAAGGAUCAGGAUGUGUCGCGGUUGAAGUGCGUGGAGUGCAAAAGCAAAUGGUACUUGCCCAGAGAGGCUCUGAGUUCCAUCCCGGUCUCAGCCUUCUUUGCGCUCUUGUGGUCCGGUCUUCGGGCACUUCCAUGCGGCCACAGCUUUUCAAACGCGCACUGGGAGCUUUGGAAUGCCAUCUUCUCUAUGCGCCCGGCUCCCGCAGUGGCCUUGGAACUGAGAGGCCCUGCCUUCGUCUGGGUCGAGACGAUGCGCAGGAGCUCAGUCGCGCCAGAGCUGCUCCGCACCGUCGCCCGGGUGGAGAAGAUGAUCGAGGCUCACCUCGCCAAAGUCUUCAAGGAGUUCCGCGCUCUCGGCCCCAUGGGCACUCUGCAGAGGAAGGCUUGGUUUUGGGGCCAAGAAGACGAGACGAUUCGCUGUGCUCUCCGCAGCCGCAACCUCUUGGAAGCAUCCGCACUCCUUCGGAAGUGCAGCGCCCAACUGCAGGUUUACGUGGACGACACCUCUCGCUUGGUGAAUUUGGGGUGUGCCUGUCUCCUGCACUGCUGCCUCGCGAAGUGCCGGAAGCUGGUGGAAGGAGAGAUUGUCGAGGAAGAAGAUGAGAAGGAGCAGGCCGUGUCUUCGCAGAUCCCACUGCGAGCUUUGUCUUCGCAGAACCCACUACGAGUUCAUGUGGCACAAGCACGCCCACAGGACACACUUCCGCUCUCCUUGUCUGCUCAAAGCUCCCCCAGCCUUCUCAAGGACCUUCAAAUGGAGCCUGGGAACGCCUUCUUGCACGUCCCGAACCGGCGCCGCACCGUCGCCGUUUCCUCGCGACCGACCUCGAAGCCGCAGCGUUCGCCUUCUGCGCCGCCGCUGAGGAGAAAGCCCGAGGAAAAGGAGGAGAAGGACCGCGACAGAUAUGGGCGGAAGUCCUUAGACGACUCCUCGCUGUCACUCCUGGGCCUCGCCGCCUGGGCGGAUCCUUUCGCCGUCCUCAGGCGCCUCUACCCUGGCCAGCAGGGAGAUCCACGCCAAGGCACGAGGGGCUACAACGACUUCGCAAAGGCGAAGCCCCCUGAGCCAAUCUCAGUCAGUGCAAGCAACGAGGAGAAGUGGACCGCCGCGUGCCAAGAGCCCCGGACGAUCCUGGAAGCCGCAGGGUACAAGGAGCCCUACGAGCUUGACGUGGAGUGCGGGGCCGCCGGAGUCGCCGUGCCACUUCCAGCUAAGGGCUUCGACGCUGGGGCUCUCAUCGCCCACGCGCUGCUCUCGAAAAGUUGCUGGAAUGACAUGCGCGGACGUCUCCAGGGAGUUUGUCUGGGCAGCUACGACGAUCACUGCUUCCGGAGCCUGACUGGCGAGGUUCAAAGUUGGAAGAGCUUUGAUUUUUCCUCCUUGCCGGCUUUCGACGCGCCGAUCAAGGUGGAAGUCCGCUCCCCAAACGGCGGGCUCUGGAGUGUGACGAUCCACCAGCCCGUCCGAUUCCAUCUCCUUCGGCACUUGGCCUUUUCCGACGAUGCUGUGUUCUGCGAGCUCAUCCGCCACUGCUGCGCCCACGACACCUCUGGUGGAAAGAGUAAGAGCUCUUUCUGGCGCUCUGAGGCUGGUGAGCUGGUGCUGAAGGAGGUGCGCCCAGCCGAAGGUGAGCAUCUCGCCACUGUCUUGGCUGCGCCGAUGGUGGCGCGCAUGGCUCAGGCCCAAAGUGGGGAGCCCUCGCUGCUUUGCGAGAUUUUCGGAUACUUCGAGGUACGCGGCCAUGGCCGUCAGUCCCAUGAGUCUCACUCCAUCAUUGUGAUGCGGAAUCUACUGCAGAUCACCGAGGGUUGGCAGAUCUUCGACAUCAAAGGCGUCGGAGCCCACAGGAACCUGCCUCCAGCCAAGGAAGAGAGUGAGGAAGCCAAAGCAAAAGUCCAGUGGGACGGCGGCUUCCUCGCCGCCUUUUCCGGUCUUCCCGUUGUCCUUUCGAAGGAGGAUAGCGAUCGUCUGGAGCAUGCACUGACGAAAGAUCUCGAGCUUCUGCAGGAGUUGGGUUUGGUAGAUUAUUCUCUGCUUAUGGCCUACGAGGAAGGCCAGACUGGCAAGAGCGGUCGAAUACGGCUUGGCAUCAUCGACUUUCUUCAACCAUACACCUUGGACAAGAAGUUAGAGUCGACGGUCAAGAAGCUGGUGCAGCGCCACGAGCCUACAAUUGUCGCUCCGGACCAGUAUGCCCGCCGACUCUAUGAGUUUGCGCACGCGGCCUUUCAAGCGGCGCCCAAAGACGACUAA
This is a messenger RNA of Symbiodinium sp. CCMP2592, 2727 nucleotides long. NCBI's taxonomy places the organism in Eukaryota, Dinophyceae, Suessiales, Symbiodiniaceae. The record is from the annotation of a GenBank genome assembly.